Molecule: messenger RNA, 1096 nt
Organism: Hippopotamus amphibius kiboko
Lineage: Eukaryota; Metazoa; Chordata; Mammalia; Artiodactyla; Hippopotamidae
Gene: ASMT
Product: acetylserotonin O-methyltransferase
Molecular function (GO): O-methyltransferase activity
Source: RefSeq, a predicted model, not a curated record
CGUGCCCAGUCUGCUCACAGACCCGUGGUCCCCGGAGGCAGGCCGGCGUGGCAGGAAGAUGGGCUCCUCAGAGGAGGAGGAGGACUGCCGUCUGCUGAGGGAAUAUUCCAGUGGCUUCAUGGUCUCGCAGGUUCUCUUCGCCGCUUGUGAGCUUGGAGUGUUUGACCUUCUGGCCGAAGCCCCGGAGCCCUUGGGCUUGGCUGCAGUGGCCGCACGUCUGGGCAUCAGCUCCCGGGGGACAGAGCUACUGCUGGACGCCUGUGUGUCCCUGAAGCUGCUUCAGGUGGAAGUGAGGAGAGAGGAAGCCGUGUAUGCAAACACAGAGCUCGCCAGCACCUACCUGGCCAGAGGCAGCCCCAAGUCCCAGCAGGACAUGCUGGUGUACACGGCCAGGACCACCUACCUCUGCUGGGGCCACCUGGCCGAGGCUGUCAGAGAAGGGAAGAACCAGUACCUGAAGGCCUUUGGAGUUCCCUCCGAGGAGCUCUUCACCGCCAUCUACAGGUCCGAGGGCGAGAGGCUGCGGUUCAUGCGGGGGCUGCAGGACGUGUGGAGGCUCGAAGGGCAGGUGCUGGCUGCCUUUGACCUGUCGCCCUUCCCACGGAUCUGCGACCUUGGAGGCGGUUCUGGGGCUCUGGCCAAGGCGUGAGUAUCCCUGUACCCAGGAUGCCAGGUCACCGUGUUCGACAUCCCGGACGUGGUGCAGAUGGCGAAGAGGCACUUCUUGUUCCCUGAGGACGAACGGAUUCACUUCCACGAAGGAGAUUUCUUCAAAGACCCCCUUCCGGAGGCGGAUCUGUACAUCCUGGCCAGGGUCCUGCAUGACUGGACGGAGGAGAAGUGCUCGCGCCUGCUGGAGAGAGUCUAUCACGCCUGCGAGACAGGCGGCGGCGUCCUGGUCAUCGAGAGCCUCCUGGCGGCGGAUGGCCGCGGGCCCCUGACCACGCAGCUGUACUCGCUCAACAUGCUGGUGCAGACGGAGGGCCGGGAGCGGACCCCCGCCCAGUACCACACGCUCCUGGCCCUGGCCGGCUUCCGCGACAUGCAGUGCCAGAGGACCGGGGGCACCUACGAUGCCAUCUUGGCCAGGAAGUGA